Molecule: messenger RNA, 6384 nt
Organism: Tupaia belangeri chinensis (Chinese tree shrew)
Lineage: Eukaryota; Metazoa; Chordata; Mammalia; Scandentia; Tupaiidae
Gene: TIAM1
Product: TIAM Rac1 associated GEF 1
Exons: 28
Coding region: 474-5249 (1591 amino acids)
Biological process (GO): activation of GTPase activity; small GTPase-mediated signal transduction
Cellular component (GO): plasma membrane; cytosol
Molecular function (GO): guanyl-nucleotide exchange factor activity; protein binding
Source: RefSeq, a predicted model, not a curated record
UUACGCCCACUCCCUCGCCUGCAGCCUGGGGAGGCUGCUGCUUCCUCCUUUCUGUUACUGGAAGUUUGAGCGCUGUGGAUGAAGCCAGACAGGAGACCCAUGUGCCUCGCCGAGCUGGGGUAGAACACCUGUGGACAGAGGCCCACCUUUCUGGACCCAAAAGCUAGGAGGAGGAGGAGGGUUGGUACUACGGGGUAUGAUGCUCUGGAUCCCCAUUUUUCACCUACGAUGUGAUAGCUCUUGUGGAUGGCAUAUUUGAAGAUCUUGACACAGCUUCUUCUUUCUGAGAUGGGGAUUUUGGCUCAUUCUCACCGACUCAGAUGAGACCCUGAUGGAUACCCCAGGGGGCAGAUGUUGACACACUCCCCAGCCCCAGCUGCUGACAUCAUUUUCAACCUCAAUAUCUAAAUGCCACAGUGCUCUUGGGGCAAAUUGGGCUGGGGAACGCUGCUGCCUUUUAAGACCACAAAACCAUGGGAAACGCAGAAAGUCAAAAUGUAGAGCAUGAGUUUUAUGGAGAGAAGCAUGCCAGCCUGGGGCGCAAGCACACGUCACGCUCACUGCGCCUCUCGCACAAGACGCGGCGGACAAGGCACGCUUCCUCGGGGAAGGUGAUCCACAGGAACUCUGAAGUGAGCACCCGGUCCAGCAGCACCCCCAGCAUCCCCCAGUCGCUGGCUGAAAAUGGUCUGGAGCCCUUUUCCCAAGAAGGCCCCCUUGACGACUUCGGGAGCCCCAUUUGGGUGGACCGCGUGGAUAUGGGCUUGAGACCCGUGUCUUACACGGACUCUUCCGUCACUCCCAGCGUAGACAGCAGCAUCGUCCUCACAGCAGCCUCUGUGCAAAGCAUGCCAGACUCCGAGGAGAGCAGGCUUUACGGGGAUGACGCUACAUAUUUGGCUGAGGGAGGCAGGAGGCAGCGUCCCUAUACAUCCAAUGGGCCCACGUUCAUGGAGACUGCAAGCUUUAAGAAGAAACGCUCCAAAUCUGCAGACAUCUGGCGGGAGGACAGCCUGGAAUUCUCACUCUCUGAUCUGAGCCAAGAACAUUUAACAAGCAACGAAGAAAUCUUGGGUUCCGCCGAAGAGAAGGACCGCGAGGAGGCUCGGGGGAUGGAAACUCAGGCGAGUCCGCGGCAGCUCAGCGCCUGUCAGCGAGCCAAUUCCCUGGGUGACCUGUAUGCUCAGAAAAACUCUGGGGUGACAGCAAAUGGGGGCCCGAGGAGCAAAUUUGCAGGCUAUUGUCGGAAUUUGGUGUCUGAUAUUCCCGAUCUUGCAAACCAUAAGAUGCCACCAGCUGCUGCUGAAGAGACUCCUCCGUACAGUAAUUAUAACACACUUCCCUGUAGGAAAUCUCACUGUCUUUCCGAAGGUGCCACCAACCCACAAAUUAGCCAUAGCAACAGCAUGCAAGGCAGAAGAGCAAAAACAACUCAGGAUGUUAAUGCAGGCGAGGGCAGUGAGUUUGCAGACAGUGGGAUUGAAGGGGCCACCACCGACACGGACCUCCUGUCCAGGCGAUCCAAUGCCACCAACUGCAGCUACUCGCCCCCCACUGGCCGGGCCUUCGUGGGUAGUGACAGCGGCAGCAGCUCCACCGGGGAUGCAGCUCGCCAGGGUGUAUAUGAGAAUUUCCGGCGGGAGCUGGAGAUGAGCACCACCAACAGCGAGAGCCUGGAGGAGGCAGGCUCGGCGCACAGUGACGAGCAGAGCAGUGGCACACUCAGCUCACCAGGACAGUCAGACAUCCUGCUGACAGCCGCACAGGGCACGGUGCGCAAGGCUGGUGCCCUGGCCGUCAAGAACUUCCUGGUGCACAAGAAGAACAAGAAGGUGGAGUCGGCCACCCGAAGGAAGUGGAAACACUACUGGGUGUCCCUGAAAGGAUGCACACUCUUUUUCUAUGAGAGCGAUGGCAGGUCUGGAAUAGACCACAACAGCAUCCCCAAGCACGCUGUCUGGGUGGAGAACAGCAUUGUGCAGGCCGUGCCCGAGCACCCCAAGAAGGACUUUGUCUUCUGCCUCAGCAACUCCCUGGGUGAUGCCUUUCUCUUUCAGACCACCAGCCAGACAGAGCUUGAGAACUGGAUCACCGCCAUCCACUCCGCAUGUGCAGCUGCUGUCGCAAGACACCACCACAAAGAGGACACGCUCCGACUCCUGAAGUCAGAAAUUAAAAAACUGGAACAGAAGAUUGACAUGGAUGAGAAGAUGAAGAAGAUGGGGGAAAUGCAACUGUCUUCAGUCACCGACUCAAAGAAGAAGAAGACGAUUUUAGAUCAGAUCUUUGUUUGGGAGCAAAAUCUUGAACAGUUCCAAAUGGACCUAUUUCGUUUCCGCUGUUAUUUAGCUAGUCUCCAGGGUGGGGAGCUGCCAAACCCCAAAAGGCUACUUGCUUUUGCAAGCCGGCCAACAAAAGUGGCAAUGGGCCGCCUUGGAAUCUUUUCUGUAUCAUCUUUUCAUGCCCUGGUGGCAGCGCGUACUGGUGAAACGGGAGUGAGAAGACGUACUCAGGCCAUGUCCAGAUCCGCAAGCAAGAGAAGGAGCAGGUUUUCUUCUCUUUGGGGUCUGGACACUACCUCCAAGAAGAAACAGGGACGCCCAAGCAUCAACCAGGUGUUUGGAGAAGGAACUGACGCUGUAAAGAAAUCUUUAGAGGGAAUAUUUGAUGACAUUGUUCCAGAUGGCAAGAGGGAGAAGGAAGUGGUCUUGCCUAGUGUCCACCAGCACAAUCCUGACUGUGACAUUUGGGUCCAUGAGUAUUUCACUCCGUCCUGGUUCUGUUUGCCCAAUAAUCAGCCAGCCCUGACAGUUGUCCGGCCAGGUGACACCGCACGGGACACUCUGGAGCUGAUUUGCAAGACACAUCACCUGGAUCAUUCUGCUCAUUACCUGCGUCUGAAAUUUCUCAUCGAAAACAAAAUGCAGCACUAUGUCCCACCGCCUGAGGAGGACAUUUACGAGCUGCUGUACAAAGAAAUUGAAAUUUGUCCAAAAGUCACUCAGAACAUCCACAUUGAAAAGUCAGAUACAGCUGCUGAUAAUUACGGGUUUUCACUUUCUUCUGUGGAAGAAGAUGGUGUUCGAAGGCUCUAUGUAAAUAGUGUGAAGGAGACUGGAUUAGCGUCCAAGAAGGGCCUGAAAGCAGGAGAUGAGAUUCUUGAGAUCAAUAACCGUGCUGCUGGCACCCUGAGCUCAUCUAUGCUCAAAGAUUUCCUCUCUCAGCCCUCCCUGGGCCUCCUGGUGAGGACCUACCCUGAGCCGGAGGGAGGAGUGGAGCUGCUGGAGAGCCCCCCGCACCGAGUGGACGGCCCUGCGGACCUCGGCGAGAGCCCCCUUGCCUUUCUCACCAGCAGCGCAGGGCACAGCCUCUGCAGUGAGCAGGGCAGUAGUGCUGACACGGCUCCAGAGGACACCGAAGGGCCUGACUUGGAAUCCUCAGAUGAGACUGAUCACAGUAGCAAGAGUACAGAACAGGUGGCCGCAUUUUGCCGCAGUUUGCAUGAGAUGAACCCCUCUGACCCAAGCCCGUCUCCUCAGGACCCCACCGGGCCUCAGCUGGCGACCAUGAGACAACUCUCGGAUGCAGAUAAGCUACGCAAAGUCAUCUGUGAGCUCUUGGAAACCGAGCGCACCUACGUGAAGGACUUAAAUUGUCUCAUGGAAAGAUACCUGAAACCCCUUCAAAAGGAAACUUUUCUCACCCAAGAUGAGCUUGAUGUGCUAUUUGGAAAUCUAACGGAAAUGGUAGAAUUUCAAGUAGAGUUUCUUAAAACUCUGGAAGAUGGAGUGAGACUGGUACCUGAUUUGGAAAAGCUUGAGAAAGUCGACCAAUUUAAGAAAGUGCUGUUCUCCCUGGGGGGAUCCUUUCUGUAUUAUGCUGACCGCUUCAAGCUCUACAGUGCCUUCUGCGCCAGCCACACAAAAGUCCCCAAGGUCCUGGUGAAAGCCAGGACAGACACAGCUUUCAAGGCGUUCUUGGAUGCCCAGAACCCAAAGCAACAGCACUCAUCCACUCUCGAGUCUUACCUCAUCAAGCCCAUCCAGAGGAUCCUCAAGUACCCGCUUCUGCUCAAGGAGCUAUUUGCUCUGACCGAUGCGGAGAGCGAAGAGCACUACCACCUGGAUGUGGCCAUCAAGACCAUGAACAAGGUUGCGAGUCAUAUUAAUGAGAUGCAGAAAAUCCACGAAGAGUUUGGGGCUGUGUUUGACCAACUGAUUGCUGAGCAGACUGGUGAGAAAAAAGAGGUUGCAGAUCUGAGCAUGGGAGACUUGCUGUUGCAUACCACCGUGAUCUGGCUGAAUCCACCAGCAUCACUGGGAAAGUGGAAAAAGGAGCCAGACUUGGCAGCCUUUGUCUUCAAAACUGCUGUGGUCCUUGUGUAUAAAGAUGGUUCCAAGCAGAAGAAGAAACUUGUAGGAUCUCACAGGCUUUCAAUUUACGAGGACUGGGAUCCCUUCCGGUUCCGACACAUGAUCCCUACCGAAGCUCUUCAGGUCCGCGCUUUGGCAAGUGCAGAUGCAGAGGCAAGUGCCGUGUGUGAAAUUGUCCAUGUAAAAUCGGAGUCUGAAGGGAGGCCAGAGAGGGUCUUCCACCUGUGCUGCAGCUCCCCAGAGAGCCGGAAGGAUUUCCUGAAAGCUGUGCAUUCGAUCCUGCGUGAUAAGCACAGAAGACAGCUCCUCAAAACCGAAAGCCUUCCCUCAUCCCAGCAGUAUGUCCCUUUUGGAGGAAAAAGAUUAUGUGCGCUGAAAGGGGCCAGGCCAGCCAUGAGCAGGGCAGUGUCUGCCCCAAGCAAGUCUCUUGGGAGGAGGAGGCGGCGACUGGCCCGAAACAGGUUUACCAUUGAUUCCGAUGCCGUCUCCGCAAGCAGCCCGGAGAAAGAGUCCCAGCAGCCCCCCGGUGGCGGGGACACUGACCGAUGGGUAGAGGAACAGUUUGAUCUUGCUCAAUAUGAGGAGCAAGAUGACAUCAAGGAGACGGACAUCCUCAGUGACGAUGAUGAGUUCUGUGAGUCCGUGAAGGGCGCCUCAGUGGACAGAGACCUGCAGGAGCAGCUUCAGGCUGCCUCCAUCAGUCAGCGAGAAAGAGGCCGGAAAACCCUGGAUAGUCACGCUUCCCGCAUGACGCAGCUCAAGAAGCAAGCUGCCCUGUCAGGCGUCAAUGCAGGCCUGGAGAGCUCAAGCGAGGAAGUCAUUUGGGUUAGGCGUGAAGACUUUGCCCCCUCCAGGAAACUGAACACUGAGAUCUGACUGUGCCACUUCCCCGUAGAGAAUGUGUGUAGAUACUUCUUCCCCUGCCCUCACUGUGCCCCCCUUGUGCCGUCGACGAGAAUGUUCCCUUAGGCCGCACUCUUGCACACACGGUUUUGGCAGCUGACUUGGUUCUGAAGCCAUGUAGCCACCCAACUUCAUCAUCUGGAACAACAACUUUGAAAGAAUUAUUCAGAAUCCCAAAUAAGCUCGAGUCCUAUCUCCUGUACAUUACUAAGGGCUUUUAUUUAUUCUCAGUUCAUCAGGGCCUAAAGAAUGAAAAGAAGAAUGAUUUGUAGCACUAGAAGGCAAAUCACCCCCAGGAGUGUAAGCAUGUAGACAGAUUAAUUUAAGAGAUAGCACACACACAAACAUAGUUACGGUUGCUCUACCUGAAAUCAGUCUCCUAGUUGCGGAAACCACUUUCAAGUACAAAAUGAAACAAGACGAAACAUGUACAGCUUGCAGUGUCCUAAUUCCUUUCCCUCUUCAACGUCUGAGAAUAUUUGUGUAUUUUAAGAAUGUGUGAGGAGAGGGUGGCGAUUUAUGUUUUGAUGAGCUUUUUGGUUUUUUUCUUUCCGUUUUGGUCUAUGGCUGGUCUUACUCUAUGUCAGUGUUCGGAAGCUCUAGUUUUGCAUAGAAUUAUAAAAAGAUGCCAAACUCUGAAGAGAGAUCCAAAUUUAUCACUUGAUAGAAAAAAGAAGACACUAUUUUUUGUAUUUUACCUGAAAUGCAGAGGCACAAAUAGAUGAGAAUUUUACAGUGUUAGUGUAACUCUGAGUCUAAAAAAGGAGGAUAUAAAAAAUAAGGAUAUAACCUUUUACAGAGAGAGUGCGGCAUGGUGACUUUAUAUUUAUAUAUGAAAGGCCAACAGGAAACUCAGACUUAGGAUACACUUUUUUUUUUUUUUUCCUAAGGAGCAGGUUUUUUUGGUUAAUGUUUGAAUCUAUAUUUGAAAUGGGAGUUUGGUUGGAUUAAACAUGACACCCGAGUGGGCAGUGCGUGUUUGUUGCACAUGGCGGGGGAGGGGAGCCUCUUUCUCAUGGGGUUGCCAUGGUGAUCAUUGGUUUUCCCAUCAAAAUUGCAUCUUCAUCCCUAGAUUACCUAGGCCUUCCCUAAGGGUCCAUAACCAAAC